Rodentolepis nana is the source of this 147-nucleotide messenger RNA. The record is from the annotation of a GenBank genome assembly. NCBI's taxonomy places the organism in Eukaryota, Metazoa, Platyhelminthes, Cestoda, Cyclophyllidea, Hymenolepididae.
AUGUUCUCCAGACGUCCUGUUGUGUUCACUGCAUUUGUCUUCUUCCUCGUCGGUCUGGUGGCCUUGACUUGCGCCAACGCCGACGAGCACUUGAAGAAGUAUGAGGAGCAUUUUGAGGAGUGUGAGGAGCUUUGUGAAAUCCACGGC